Messenger RNA from Musca domestica (house fly), 15808 nucleotides. RefSeq names its product histone acetyltransferase p300. The record is from RefSeq and is a predicted model, not a curated record. Gene Ontology annotation, cellular component: transcription regulator complex; histone acetyltransferase complex. Gene Ontology annotation, molecular function: chromatin DNA binding; transcription coactivator activity; zinc ion binding. Gene Ontology annotation, biological process: positive regulation of transcription by RNA polymerase II. Lineage: Eukaryota; Metazoa; Arthropoda; Insecta; Diptera; Muscidae.
AACAAGCAAAAACACAACGAAUCUUUGGCAAACAAUAUGGUUGCCACUCCAUCAAAAUUCGUAAGUUACAAAAGGUUGCCAAAGGUUUUGUGAUAAAAAAACAAAUCUACAAAGUCAUAAUACCCUUACCACUAUGUGGUGUAGGGUAUAAUUAAUAUAAAUAGCCUACACGUUUUUGCCUCUCGAAGACGAGUGCACAAUGUAAAUUAUCGUCCAAUAAUGAGCAUUAUAAUAUGUUAAUUUAUCGAUAAGAUUAAAAGACAUAUUUAUACAAAUUUGCUGUAUAAAUUUAUAUUUUUCAACGGCUUAGCCGACUCAGUCGGCUAAAAAUUUGAGCCGAUGAGAGCCGCAUACAUCAGCGGCGGCUCAGAUCACUUAAAAAAAGUCGGCGGCGGCUGCACGCCGACUGCGAGCCGAUCGGCUUCGUGCUCUGGUUCUUCUUGGUGUGUUAUUUUAUUCAGCGUCAUUUUAAUUUUCGGUGUUGAAAGUUGAGAAAUUUUUGUAAUUUUUUAUUAGAGGUAAUUUUGCGGCAAAACAAUUAACACCAAACGCAAAAACAGUAAACACCUUAGCGCGAAAUGAAAACAUCGCCGAAAUAGAAUGAAAAAUAUCGUUAAAAGCGUUUUACGGUUUCCGUCGGGUCUUCUGCGACAAGAAAAUGAAAAAAAGUAAUACCACCACAAAAUACUCUUCUGAUGAUGAUUUGUGCAAUUCUCUCUUGAAACAAGUAUGAAGUUAAGCAACGACGUUCUUCUAUUAAACAAAGACAACGACAAGUAUUAAACAACAAGAAUUAAUGUGGAAAAGGCGUAAAAAGUUAUUUAAAAAAAUUAAAGAAAACUGUCCUGGCUCCUAGUAGCUGUUAAUGAAUGACUGGAGAAAAAAAUAUUGAAAAGAAAAAAAGUGAAAACAAUGUGGUUUGAAAGUCAAUAUGAAAAAUCCGGAAGAAUAAGACCUAGAUAUGAUGUGCUAAGUGCUAAAUGGGUGAAGGAGUCGGCGGAGGCAAUUUGCAGCUAAAGCCACUAUCCCAUAUCACCUACCCACAGUGCAACGCAGACGGCCAACAACAGCGAUCGUCAGCAAAAAGUUAAAAAAAAAAAAUAAAUUAAGAAAAGCAUGAAAUUUCUACGCUAAGCAAAGCAAGUUGAGAUUCUUGAGGCCAAAGUGCUCAAAGAUCUAAAAAGUACAUUCUUUAAAAAAAUUACAGAGUGAGUUUUGAAACAAAAUGCACUCAAGCGUGUUUUCUAGUAAAAUCACAUGUGAAAAAUCGUUGGAUAAAAAAGAAGUUAAUUUUAUUAUAACCAAAUCAGCAACAACAAUCCGUAAAAGAAAACAGCAGCAGCAGCAACAAAGAGACAUAUUGUUUUUUAAACAACGACGUCGACGUUUGCAACCUUGGCUAUAUCAAUUCCUGCUACCAGUGACGGCAAAGUUCUCAACAACAAAACUAACGGCAGCAGAAUUUUAAACAAUCAACUCCUAGUUUGCAAAAAUUAAAAAAGAAAAUCCUAAACCAUUGCCGUCAACAAAAUACAAGAAAGUUCCUCGUUCUUAUUUCUUGCAAUUGUUUUUAUUGUCCAAACAUUAAAAAGCUGCCUUAACGUCAGACACGUCGAAUUGCAAUCAAUACAUCCAUUACAAUCUUUUGGUCAAAAGUGCUUAUUCCCAUUUUUUCUAAAAAAAUAAGCAAAAGGACUUCUUAACGAGAAGUGUAUAAACAGUAAAAUAAACUUUAAAAUACCGAAAAAAAAAACAAACUUUUGCUACAACCAAACGCGAGUGUCCAAACAAAACAAUUGCAAGUAACAAUUUUGUUCUCAUUACACAAAGCCAAAAUAAGAAAACAACAGACAUUUUAUGAAUGAUGGCCGAUCACAUGGAAGAGCCUCCGCAAAAGCGGAUGAAAGUUGAUGACCUAUACAUGUUGGAAGAGAACCUGCCCGAUGAACUAGUCUCUACAUGGGGUGAUCAGUUGGGCGGUGGUGGUCCGGGCUCCGGGUCAGUGUCAGGUGGUGGCCCACCAAAUCAUGGCAUGGCUGUAAAUGUUGGCGGUGUCGGUGGCCCAAAUAAACCUCCAGCUCAGGGACCCGGACCAGGUGGUGCUGGUGGUCCCCAAUUAAAUGGCUCAGUUGAUGACGUUAAUUCAGCGGGUGGUGGUCCAGGCGGUAAUCCCUUGCGGCAAAUGCAACAUCAUCAACAUUUGCAGCAUUUGCUCCAGCAACAGGGUAACAAAAAUCCUGGCAUGGUUGGCAAUACAAUGGGAGCAGCUGUCAUGAACCAAUUGGGCAGUAAGUCACCUAAUUUACAAUCUCCAAAUGCCGGUGGCAUGCAAAUGUGUGCCAUUGUUAACUCGAUGCCAAUGUCCAUUUCGAAUAAUGGCACGCAAAUGAAUUCCAUGUCAGGUAUGAAUACCAUUGCUCAGGGAAAUAUGGGUAAUAUGGUGCUAACGAAUAGUGGAAUGGGCGGCAUGGGUGUCGGUGGUGCUGGAAUGAUCAAACAACAGAUCGGCGCAGGACCUGGAGGCAUGAUGAAUGCCGGUCCCGGUGGCGUAGGUCCUGUGGGCCCUGGAAAUAUGGGUCCGGCUGUUGGAGGUCCUCAACAGGGAAUGCACAUGGGUGGUCCUGGUGGACAUCCCCAGGUAAUGCAAAAUGGACCAAUGAUGCGUAUGGUGGGUCAACACAUGUUGCGUGGUCAAAAUCCACAUUUAAUGGGUGGCAAUGGUCCCGGUGGUAUUGGUGGCGGCCCACGCAUGCAGAAUCCUAAUAUGCAAAUGGGCCAAAUGAACAACAUGGUUGGUGGCGGUGUUGGACCGAACGGACCCUAUGGCGGUGGGGUCGGUGUCGGCAACGUGGGCAACUAUGGAGGCCCUGGCGGUCCUCAAGGUGGUAUAAAUGUCAAUGCUAACAACCCGCAGCAGCAAAUGUUGGCUCAGCAAAUUGCUGCACAACAUGGUGGUGUACCACCGAAUAUGACGGCGGCUAUGCAACAGGGACAACGAGGACCUGGCGGUGUUCCACUUGGUAUGGGUGGUGCCGGUGUAGGUGGUGGUGACGGCAAUGGUGCUGGUUUGGUCGGUGGACCACAGCAACAACAGAUGAAUAAUGCUCAAAUGAAUCCCAAUCAACAGCAAAACCCACAGGGCGGUUUAAUGGGUGGCAUACGACCACCACAAACCGGUCCCGGUGGCCCUCAGCAAAAUUCCAUGAUGUUGUCACAACAACAACAGCAGCAGCAACAACAACAGCAGCCUGGAACAUCCCAACAGGGCGGUAAUGCAGGAGGCGGUGGUAAUGCAGGUGCUGGCAGCGGUGCCGGUGGUGGUGGCACCGGUAAUCAACCCAUCACUGAAGAGCGAAAAAAACAAAUUCAACAACAACUUAUGCUGUUAUUGCAUGCGCACAAGUGUAAUCGGCGCGAAAGUCUCAAUCCCAAUCGCGAAAAAUGUAAUGUCCCAUACUGUAAACCCAUGCAGGACGUUCUUACACACAUGGCCAACUGUAAGCAGAGUCGCGAUUGUACUGUGCAGCAUUGCAUAUCCUCGAGACAAAUUUUGAUGCAUUACAAGCAAUGCCAACGUACCGACUGUAUUAUUUGCUUUCCAUUCCGUCAAAAUCACGCUUUCCAAAACAACAAUCCCAAUGCGGCGGGAGGCAAUGCUGGUGGCGGAGGAGGUAGUAAUGCAAAUCAGCAAGUGGGACAACCAAAUGCAAAUGAUAAACAAGUUCCAGGAGGAGUUGGUGGGCCACAACAAGUCGGUGGUCCGCAACAGUCCGGUGGUGUUGGAGGAGUACAACCUGGUGGAGGAGGUGUGGCUCCAAAUGUAACGGCAGGUGCUGGCGGUAUGCCCGUUGGAGCAGGUGUUGUCGGUCAAGGUCAAAUGAAUAUGAAACCAAAUGCUGGCGAUAUGCAACAGCAAAUGCAAAAUGCCCCUCAAAAUCCGAAUCAAGAGAUAAGAAGAUUCGAUAGUAUGGGCAUGCAGGGAGCCGUAGGUAAUGCUGGAGGUCCAAAUAAUAUGAUGCAGGGCAAUGCCGUUAAUGUCCAACAACAGCAAAUGCAGGGCAUUCGAAUGACAGGAGUACCCCCAACGGCGCGUGUCAUGUCUACAGCGGUUGGAGGACCUGGUGGUGGCGGAGUUGCUGCAGGACCUUCAUCAGGCGGAAACAAUGAUCAAGCCGGCAUGCGCCAAGUUGUAAAUAAUCUCUUGAUUAGUGGGGGUGGUAAUGGUCCUGGCACCGACGGUGGUAUACAAAAUCAACAACAACAAAUGCUACUCCAAGGAGGGCCAGGAGGACCAAAUAAAUUUCAAAUGUCAGCACCACCCACACCUCGCCUUUCUGAUCUGCUGAAACCCGGUCUUAAAGUGACGACAGAUCCCACCCAAGUUCAAUCGAAUGCACUUAACCAGCAGCAACAACAACAACAGCAACAAUCGAACAUUCCCCUGUCGGUCAAUGUACACAACAAUUUCAAUAAUUCCAAUAUAAACAACCUCCUCGGUGGUGGCGGUGGAGGAAAUGGCGGCGAUAUGAUGGGUGCUGGCGGUCCAGUUGGUGGAGCACCACCUAACAAGCAAUUAACACCACAAGAAUUGGCUAAGAUGAAAAUGCAAGCCCAGGCUAGUGGCGGUGCCGGUGGCUUAGUGGGCGGUCCCAACAACACUGCUUCCAACAACAAUGGAACAGGAAAUCAAAAUGCAACCGGCGGUCCUGGUAUGCAAGGAGGUGUUGUGGCCAGCGUUUCGGGAGGAGCUAAUAAUGCUGGUGCCGGCGGAGCUCCAACUACAUCGCAGAAUACUGGUGGUGUAGCUGGAGGUGGAACUGGUGGAACAGGCAGUACUUCCGGCGGCGGUGGUGGUGAUGAAAACAAAGAUUGGCGAGAAAUUAUUACAGAUGACCUUCGCAAGCAUUUAGUGCACAAAUUAGUACAAUCCAUCUUUCCCACAUUCGACCCAGCCACCAUUUUAGACAAACGCCUGCAUUAUCUCGUUUCUUAUGCUGAAAAAGUCGAACGGGAUAUGUAUGAAAUGGCCAAAUGUCGUUCAGAGUACUACCACCUACUAGCUGAGAAGAUUUACAAAAUCCAAAAAGAGCUGGAGGAAAAACGUAUCAAGAAAAAAGAGCAACAACUACUCCAAAUGCAGCAGCAGCAGCAACAGCAACAAGGCGUUGGUGCUGGUGGAGUAGGCGCUGGACCCAGUAAUGCAGCAGGUGGUGGUGUCAAUGUUGGCAGCGUUGGUUCUGGCCCUAGUUCUGCAAGUGGAUUACCUGGUCAGCAAAUACCUCCCGGUCAUCCAGGACAACAGCAAAUAAGGCCAAUGGUUAGUCCCAUGGGAGGAGGAGGUGUCGGUCCUGGUGGACCUGUUGGUCCAAAUCAGGGUGGUGGUAUGCCAAUGGGUGGCGGAAGUAUGAUGCAACUUCGUGGUCAAGCUCCCGGUAACGUUGGAGGCGGUGGUCUAAUGCCCGGUCAAAAUAUGGGUGGAAUGCGUAGUCAUUCACCUGGGGGUAAUAUGUUGGCAAUGCAACAACAGCAGCAACAACAGCAACGCAUGCAAUUCCCGCAACAAGGUAACAUGCUAGUUGGACCACCCGGUCCCAGUCCCGGUGGCAACAGUAUGGGUGGUGGCAUAUCGGCAUCACAGCAAAGUAUGGUUGUUCCGAAUCCUGUACUUUCGCCAUUCACAGGACAAGCGAUGCAGGGGCAGCCUGGCACUGGAGGUGUAGCUGGUGUUUUGACCAGUCCAAUACCAGGUCAGCAGCAGCAAUUUAUCAACGCUAAUGGUGGAACUGGUGCUUUCACCGCACAACAAUUGAUUGAUAAUUUAAAACGGGAACGUAUGAUGCAACAGCAGCUGCAGCAACAACAACAGCAGAGUGGAAUGCUAAUGCCACAGUCGCCUUUCAACAACAGCAACAACAACAACGCUGGCAAUACACAAAUGUCGCAGCAGUCAAAUGCAUUCACAUCUCCUAUGUCCCAGCAGCAGCAGCAACAAAAGCCGAACAUGAUGGCCAAUGCUGGAGGCGGAAACAUGGGAAAUAUGCCUCCCACGCCCACAAGCAUGGAAUCACUUUCAGCAGUAAUAGGUGGUGGCACAAGUGCAUCAGGACCAACCAGCGUAACUAGUACUGCCUCUGCGGGAACUGUAGGUGCCGCUGGCGGCAUGGUCGCAGCACCAAGUCCCUCGCCAAGUUUCACAACAAAUGGUCCCAUCGGUACCCCGAUCAACAAUAAUCCACCAUCGGUUCCAUCAUCUUUGAUGCAAACUAUUGGUGGCGAUCGUGGAAAUACCCCACCACCAGCAACAUCAGUAAAUCCCUCAUCUCCCGCCUCAGCAAAUGCAACACCUGCAGCUACAACAGCAUCAAGCACAGGUACGGUGGGUCUACAGCCCUCCUCUACACCCUCUAACACUACUCCAACAUCAUCAGCGCCAGCAACAGUGGCAUCUUCGUCAUCUUCGGCGACAAUCACCACAACAACAACUACGGCUACAUUGUCCUCAUCUAGUACUACCUCGGCAUCAGCAACCACGUCAGUGGUGUCGACUUCGGCGGGCACUUGUCCCACAGCAAUAACCAGUUCUAUGUCCAGUUCAUCAAGCACGACAACAACGGCUGUAACAGAAACCAGUGUCGCUAGCAAUGGCCUUGCUCAAAAUCAACAACAAACUACAUCAAUGGGUAAGGGAAAUACUGGCGGCACAUCCACGACAACAACAACUACCUCAGCCAUAAGCUCAGCACUACCAUCAACCAGACCCGUCAGUAGCAGCAAUAGUUUAUCCUCCCAAAUGGCAGCCCUAGAAGCAGCAGCCCGCGACAACGAUGACGAUCCACCUAACUCUCCCAACAGCGACUCACAAAAUGCGGGCAAGUCGUGUAAAGGUAAAUUGGAUUCCAUAAAGCAGGAAGACGACCUUAAAAAGGAGUUUAUGGACGACGGCAGUGCCGGAGAAAAUUCUCAGCAAGAAUCUUCAGCCGGUGUGGGUAAAAAUGUUAACAACGAUGGCACGGCCAAGGUGGAAGUCAAAACUGAAGAUUGUGAUGUAAAAAUAAAAUUGGAACCAAUGGAAGUAGAUGACGCUGCAGGAGCUGGUAGUGGUGCUAAUUCAACGUACACAACUAGCGGUGAAGCUGCCAAGGCCGUGGGUACAGGCGACAGUAAAGAUGGUGUAAAACCCAUGACUGAUGGCAACUUAGCAGCAGGGAGUGAUGUUAAGGUUAAAAGUGAAACUAAACCUGUAGCGCCAGAACCUCUGAUGCCAAAUGCCGGCGAUAAGAAAAAGAAAUGUGUAUUUGAUCCAGAAGAACUUAAACAAGCCUUGUUGCCGACAUUAGAAAAACUUUUGCGUCAUGAGCCAGAAUCUGUGCCAUUCCGCAAUCCCGUUGAUCCUCAGGCUUUGGGUAUACCCGACUAUUUUGAAAUUAUCAAAAAACCAAUGGAUCUGGGAAGCAUUCGAAACAACUUGAUGAAUGGCAAAUAUAAUGACCCUUGGGAGUAUGUGGACGAUGUUUGGCUCAUGUUUGACAAUGCAUGGCUUUACAAUCGCAAAUCCUCUAAAGUUUACAAAUAUUGUACAAAGCUUUCCGAAGUUUUUGAACAAGAAAUAGAUCCUGUUAUGCAGACACUCGGUUAUUGUUGUGGCCGAAAAUACACAUUCAAUCCACAGGUUCUGUGCUGUUAUGGUAAACAAUUGUGUACCAUACCUAGAGAUGCCAAAUACUAUAGUUAUCAAAAUAGUCUAAAGGAUUAUGGUGUUGCCUCAAACAGAUACACUUUCUGCCAGAAAUGUUUCAAUGACAUCCAGGGAGAUACCGUUACACUGGGAGAUGAUCCACUGCAGUCACAAACGCAAAUUAAAAAGGAUCAAUUCAAAGAAAUGAAAAAUGAUCAUCUCGAACUUGAACCAUUUGUCGAUUGCCAAGAAUGUGGCCGAAAACAGCACCAAAUUUGUGUUCUAUGGUUAGACUCAAUAUGGCCUGGCGGUUUUGUUUGCAAUCGCUGCCUGGAAAAGAAGGAUUCCAAAAGAAAAGAGAAUAAAUUCAAUGCUAAACGUUUACCCACGACCAAAUUGGGUAUUUACAUUGAGACACGCGUCAAUAACUUCCUAAAGAAAAAGGAAGCCGGUGCUGGUGAGGUACACAUACGUGUUGUCUCUUCAUCGGACAAAUGUGUUGAGGUGAAGCCAGGCAUGCGUAGACGCUUUGUGGAAAAUGGCGAUAUGAGUGCCGAAUUUCCAUACAGAGCAAAGGCAUUGUUUGCUUUUGAGGAAGUCGACGGUAUUGAUGUUUGUUUCUUCGGCAUGCACGUUCAAGAGUAUGGUUCUGAAUGUCCACCACCGAAUACCAGACGUGUAUAUAUUGCGUAUUUGGAUUCGGUGCAUUUCUUUAGGCCACGCCAAUAUCGUACCGCAGUGUAUCAUGAAAUUUUACUUGGUUAUAUGGACUAUGUUAAACAAUUGGGCUAUACCAUGGCCCACAUUUGGGCUUGUCCUCCAUCGGAAGGUGACGAUUACAUAUUCCACUGCCAUCCUACAGAUCAAAGAAUACCUAAACCGAAACGUCUGCAAGAGUGGUAUAAGAAAAUGUUAGAUAAGGGCAUGAUUGAACGUACUAUCCAGGACUAUAAGGAUAUCAUGAAGCAAGCCGUUGAAGAUAAACUUUCAUCGGCAGCUGAACUACCUUACUUCGAAGGUGAUUUCUGGCCAAAUGUUUUGGAAGAAAGUAUAAAAGAACUCGAUCAGGAAGAAGAGGAGAAACGCAAGCAGGCUGAAGCCGCAGAAGCAGCGGCUGCUGCUGCCGCUAAUAUUUUCUCAAUUGAGGACAAUGAUGUGAGUGGUGAUGGCAAAAAGAAGGGACAGAAAAAGGCCAAAAAAUCAAACAAGUCAAAGGCUGCUCAACGAAAAAAUAAAAAAUCGAAUGAGCAACAAGCGGGCAAUGAUCUCUCGACAAAAAUUUAUGCCACCAUGGAGAAGCACAAAGAAGUAUUCUUCGUCAUUAGACUGCAUUCGGCCCAAUCUGCAGCCAGUUUGGCGCCCAUACAGGAUCCCGAUCCGUUGUUACAAUGCGAUCUGAUGGAUGGCCGUGAUGCAUUCCUCACCUUGGCUCGUGACAAACACUAUGAAUUCUCAUCGUUGCGCAGAGCACAAUUUUCCACAUUAUGUAUGUUGUACGAGUUACAUAAUCAAGGACAAGAUAAAUUCGUGUAUACAUGCAACAAUUGCAAGACGGCUGUUGAAACACGUUUCCACUGUACAGUGUGUGAUGACUUUGAUUUGUGUACACUAUGUUAUGAGAAGAUUGGCCAUCCCCAUAAAAUGGAAAAACUUGGUUUCGAUCUGGACGAUGGUUCUUCUCCAGCCGAUUUGAAGCAAGCCAAUCCUCAGGAGGCACGCAAACAGUCCAUACAGCGUUGCAUACAAUCAUUGGUUCACGCUUGUCAGUGUCGCGAUGCAAAUUGUCGCCUGCCCUCAUGCCAGAAGAUGAAGCGUGUGGUUCAACACACAAAGAAUUGCAAGCGGAAAACCAAUGGUGGUUGUCCCAUUUGCAAGCAGCUUAUUGCAUUAUGCUGCUACCAUGCCAAACAUUGCCAAGAGCAAAAAUGUCCAGUGCCUUUCUGUCCAAAUAUCAAACACAAACUCAAGCAACAACAACUGCAACAAAAAUUGCAACAACAACAAUUGUUACGGCGACGUGUUGCUCUCAUGUCGCGCACAGUUACAGCUCCAGCUGCCUUGCCAGGACCAGCAGCAGUUUCCAAUCCUGUGGUUGUUCCAAGUGGUGUGCCAGUUCCCAAUGUAGCUAUGGUGACACCUAUGGUCAUUGGUGGUCAGCCAGCCAUAAUGCCAGCUGGUGCAGCGGGAGCAAUGAGUCCAUCCACAGUACCAGUGCCCUCACCGGUGGCUGCUCCGAUUGGUGGUGGCAUGACAUCCCCACAUGCGCAUCAGCCAGGCAUGGGAAUGAAACCAGGUGGUGGCCAUUCUCCCUCACCAAAUGUCUUGCAAGUUGUUAAACAGGUACAGGAAGAAGCUGCCCGACAACAAGUUCCCCACGGUGGUGGCUUUGGCAAAGGCGGAGCUAUGGCACCUCCUGUUAUGCAACGUCAUCACAUGGGCGGUCUACCCAACCAACCGAAUCCUGGUAUGGUAGGUAAUGUCGGGAAUGUACCUGUGGGUACUGUUGGACCCAUGGGUCCUGGUGGCAACAAUGUUAUGGGUAACAAUUUAUUACCCAUGGAUCAGUGGGGCAAUCGUUAUCCCAACAACAAUGUUAAUCAAGGCAUGCGUCAACCCAAUCAAAACCAGGUUAUGCAACCUAAUGCAAUGCAACAACAAGGAAUGAUGGGUGGCAUGGUUAGUGCUGCAGGUUCUCAACAAAUUCCCGGUAGUUCCGGCAAUAUGCCUGGUAAUGCCCAAGGUAUCGGUGGCAUCGGCGGCAAUACAACCGGCAUGGUAGGUAUGGGCGGUGCUGGCCCAAUGGGUGGAGGUCCUGGUGCAGGAAUACGUCCCCAAGGGCAGCAUCCAAAUGCUGGUGGAGUUGGAGGCACAGGUCAAAUGCCAAAUGGCCCCCGUAAUAAGCAAUUGAAUACUCAGCAGCUAGAUCAAGUCAUGGAAAAAAUUAAAACCGAUCCAACCAAUGAAGGUCAUCUGCAAAUCUUGCAAGUGUUGAAACAGAAUCCACAAAUAAUGGCCGAACUCAUUAAACGUCAGCAAAGACAAAACAAUGCAAAUGCUGGUGGUAGACAACAAAGUGCUGGGGGUGGUGCUGGGGGAUCAGGCGUUGGGUCUGCGGUUAAUGGUCCUCAGCAACAACAGCAGCAACAGCAACUGCAACAACAGCAGGUUAUGCAACAACAGCAACAAAUGCAACAUAUGAUGAGCCAGCAACAACAAAUGCCCCAACAGCAACAGGUUAUGAUGCAACAACAACAGCAAAAUGUUGGACAACAUCAGCGUAUGCCAGGAAUGCAAAAUCCAAUGAUGAUGCAACAACAACAGCAGGGACAAGCUACCAACGCACAAUGGUACAAAAUGCGUCAAAUGCCUAAUUACCCACCUCCAUACCGUCAGCGAGCGCCUCAGCAAAUGGGCGGCGUUGGAGGGCCAGGUCAACAAUUUGGCGGUGUUGGUUCAUUUGGUGGCCCAGGAGGGGGAGCUCCCACCGGUGGACCAGUCGAUCAGUAUGCUGCCAUGCAGCAGGGAUUGAAACCAUCACCACAACAACAAAUGGCUGGUAUGCCUGGAGUACAGCAACAACAAAUUAUGCAAGGAGCUGGAGGUAUGGUUGGUGGUCCAAAUGUUAUGGGUCCACCAACACCGCACACUUUACAACAGCAAUUGAUGCAACAAUCAUCGAGAGCAUCACCGCCAAUCCGUUCUCCACAACCCACACCCUCUCCACGAUCGGCACCAUCGCCACGAGCAGGGCCCUCGGCCUCGCCACGUGCUCAGCCUAGUCCUCAUCACGCAAUGUCACAUUCACCCGCGCCUCAAACAUCCCAUGAUGGUCUACACAAUCAUGGGGGUAUGCAUCCGCAUCAGUCACCACUGCCAGGUGUGCCACAAGAUGUGGUUGGUGGUGUAGGAGGAGUUGUGGGCGGUCCCGGUGGCCCUGUUUCCGAUGCCUCCGAUCAACUUACCAAAUUUGUAGAACAACUUUAGUGUAAUUAGCUAAUGGCAGCGGCUCAAUCCCCUUACCCGAAUCCAUCUCCCUCACCCCAUGGCAGCCGCUUUAAUAUGAAUCCCUCUUCCCAGCAACACCACCAACAACAGCAUCGUUAUUUCUAAGACUACUUACACACACACAACCAAUCAAAAGGCAGACAAUUCAGGUUUGCAUUAUCAAUACUAUUUUUUUACAAAUUGUAACAAGAACUCUUUGGACACAUGACAUGCAAUCAUCAUGUAGCUAAUCUGGUAGCAGCAAAUUAAAAUUGCUGUUUAUUAUCACAUCUUGUACUCAUGUUAUUUAGUUUUUUUUUUAAUUUACUUAUACAAUAGGUUUUAUUCACAAUAAUAACAUUUUAAAUGUUUUUUAUGGUUAUUAUCUUUUUUUUUUUGUUUUAGAAAUAGCACUUGCAAAAACGUUCUUUGUUUAAUUUUUGUACAUCAUCUAUUUAAGACAAAAACUAAAUUCUUCAUAAUUUUAUAUAUUUAUAUAGAUAUACAUAAACGAUUCCUAAUGAUCCCUCUAUCUCUUAGUAAUAUUGCUAAGAUUUGUUGCUUAAAUCAAUAAAGCACGACACACGCGCAUCACACUCGUUUGUAAUUGAUAACAGAUUAAUUGAAUCAAUCCCGAUGGAGGAAAAAGAAGAAACAAAUGUAAUAUAUUCGAUUAAAAUAGUUGGGGACAUUGGAAGGUGUCUUUUAUCCAAAAUAUGAACGUGUGUUCUUUUUCUAAUUUUGCAGUACAAUUUGCCAUACAAUACUUCUACACAAUUUUAUAGAUUCCGAAAAAUUUAAAUUAAUUUCUUUGUUUUAAUUAUUGGGCGUACGUUACAAAAAUGUUGAAGUCAAAUUAUUAGGUUUUUUAAGUAAAAUAUUUAAAUCAAAUACUUCGAUUUUAUGCUGAUGAAAUGUCAAACUUGAAAUAUAAUAGGGAAUUUGAAGAAAAUGUUGCAUUUUACACUUUUGGAUAUGUGACGCAUAUUUUGUCCCCAAAACACAAACAUUUUUCUCGAUUAUUUUUAUUUGAGUUCCACGCCGCAAUAAUAUAGAAGAAAACAAUUCCCAAUGUGUCCCCCAAUAUAUGUCACUGCUACUCAUUGAAUACUACCAAUAAAAUUCACAAAAACAAAACUAAACUAAUCAGAAUGAUAGCUUAUAAAAUAUAUUAAACAUAAAAAGUCUUAGCUACUACAUAGUCAACCAAGAACCAUACACAACCACAACACCCAAGUCCCCCUUCCCAGACUUAAAAUAAUUAACUAAAACAAAAUAAUAUAAAAAUAUGGAAACAUUAAUAAAAAAAGAAAACUCGUAAUAAUUUAAGCCCUAGCAAUCUAAGGAAUUUUAUACUUUUCUCUAUAAAAAACAUAUUAAUUUAUAUUAUAUAAAAGAAAACAAGACGAAAAAGUUUAUUUUAGCACUUUGAGCUAGACCUACAUAUAUAAUAAAUAUUUAAUAUUAAUUAUAAAAAUAAUUUUAGAAACAAAAAUUAUGCUAAGGAUGUAUAUGUGUUUAAAAAAUGAAAUGUCUGAAAGAAACAAGAUUAAAAAAGAAGAACUACCAGAAAAAUCCAUUACAGCUAUUAAAUAAGUGAUUUAAUUUAAUAACAAAUCCUCCCCCGAAAUAGGCAAAAAACUGCAACAAACUAAAUUACUUUGUAAAAUGUUAUUAAAUAUUUUGUAAAUAUUAAUUAUUAUGGUAUCCUAGUAUCCUAAUUUUUCCCUUUUUGUUUUUUUCUUUUUUAGCUAAUGUAAGGCACUUAUAUAACAUAAUGUUAAAUAUAUAUAUUUAAAAAAAAAAAAAUAAUACACCACCUACAACUCACUUUUCUAUACAUUUUCUGUGAAGAACCAACCUCUCAUCAAAAAAUGCAGAUGAAAUUUUUUUAUUUCCCCUCCAAUUCUAAUUUGUUUACAUCCAGUUUUUGACAAUGUAAAUAGAUAAAUAGUAUCUAGCGUGUAAAUAAAUUGAAAAACUCUCAUUUUCCCCUUUCGAAGAAGAGAACCAAACCUCCUUAAAAACACCCCUAUCAAUACUAUGUAACACAAUGUCAACACAAUUCGAUUCUGAGGUGUUAUUUAUUUUAAUAACACAAUAGAAAAUUCAAAAUUUCCACAGCAAUACAUCAGGCAUGUCACUGGAAUGAAUUCGGUACGAAAGUGAUUUUAAUUUCGUAUUUAGCUUCUUCAGAAAUCAUAAAACGCAACAUUUUUCUGAUUUGAAACCACUUUUGUAUUUGCAAGUGAAAUCUUGAGUCUUGAAAAUCACUUUUUUCGUCAAAAAAAAAUUAUUCAUCUGUGAUAACCAAACGCUUUAUGAAUAAUAAACUAAAGCAAAGGGAAAAACAAAACAAAAAGAGAACACACAAAAAAAGAAUUUUGUAAAAAAUUGUAAUUAUCUUAAAAUAUGUAUUGUGGAAUGUUGUUUAAUCAACUAAUAUUUUCGGGGCAGGCACAUUAAUUCGCCACAAGAAACAAUUGUCAUAGAUUUUAUCGAAAGCCCCAAGGACCUAACGAGGGGUUAUGUCAAAGGUGAUCGAUUGGUUGCCGCCGAAACAAGUUAGUCACAGCUUACCGAAAAACAAAAUUUCUCGGGACCACCCACCAAAGAUUGCAAUGGGUGGAAAAAGAUAUAGUCAGACUUGACCACCGUAUAUGUUAAAAAUUGUGUCACAAUAAAAAAGAAAAUGCAAAAACUGGUGGUCGGUCUUUUCAACAAAUAUGUGCUCAGUGAGUGAUUUAGGAAUCAAUUGCAAUGUUUCUUUUUAAACAGAAUAUUACACUUCAACAAUGUUUCUACUCUUGUGUGUUUGUUUUGAUUCCACAUUCAUUCGUUCUUUCAUUCCCCUAAUGUUACCAUAUUGAAUAUAUAUAUAGUUACCAUAUUUACACUGAAAUCGUAGUUCACCAACCGAAUCGUAUGAAAAUCUGAAGAAGCUAAAAAAACUAACGAUUUUAAUUACGAAAUUCAAACCAUUUCGAUACGAUUUUGUGACAUGCUUGCAAAAUAACGGUAAAUUGCGAGCAUGCCAAAAUUCUUAAUUCUCAAGAAACCUUUUUAUGUUUGGUAUGCAAUUUGCAAAACAACACCCACAAACCAGUUUAGCUAUUCUCACAUCUUUCAAAGAUUAAGGAAAAUAAUGUUUAUACCUCCCGAUUUAUUUGUUUUUUUUUUUUAACCAAAAUCUUUAAAAUUUGGAGAUUUUAAAAAUGUAAAAAUGUAAUUUACUCUAAAUGAAUAAGCGGGCUUGAUCUGUGAUUGGUCAAGCAUACAUCCAUUUGUUCCAACACAUUUGACAGAUCAGAUUAAAAAAAAACUUACAUUCUCAAGGAUUUAAACCCAAAAAAGAUCUCGAAUACCUUAGAUUUCAUGGUUUUGUCUAACAUUGUUGUUGCAUAGUACUCAUGGAUAUAUAGAUCGUUUUCUAAAAUCCAAUGUUCAACAUUUCACUACAUAUAUUAUGUGUCCCCAUUCAAAAGCACUGGGAGGAAACCACAGACAUACACAACAACUGCCGUUUAAAAUAUUUUUAUUGCAUAUAGAAAAUGUGAUUUUUCAAUAGGAAAAUGUAUUGAUAGAAUAUACAGCACUACUAUAUAAAAAGAAAAGAAAACAAAAAUUAACCUUACAAAUUCAACAACAACAAAACAAAGAAAGCCGCCCAAUCUUUGUUAUAACAAAAACAAAAAGAGAAGAAAAAACAAAAUUUUAAUUUUUAUUAGAAGAUUUCAGCAGAUCAGCAACAAAUCAAUCAUAUAGGAAAAAAUGAUAAAUAAAAAUGCCUUAACUUUUAAAGAUUAUGAGAAAUGUAAAUAUAUCAAUCCAAUUUUGAAAUAAGUUUUAGAAUGCAAACAAAAAAAAAAAAACAGAAAUAUGUGUUUAACUUUGUUUUCUGCCACCACCAUGAAACCGCCACAACCGCCUUCAAAGUUAAAUGCAUAUUUUUCUUUCUUUUUUUUUGUCUGAAACUCUAAACUUAUAACAAUUUGUAGUUUUAUCUAAAAAGAAGUCAUUAUCCCCUUACAAAUGCAUUGCAUUGUAAAUAAUAAUAAUAAUAAUAUAAAUAGAAACUAGGAUCAAUAAAUUUAACAGAAUGAAAGAAAGAAAAUCAAUGAAAUAUUCCAAAACUGUUGUGUGAUUAAA